Molecule: messenger RNA, 2321 nt
Organism: Somion occarium
Lineage: Eukaryota; Fungi; Basidiomycota; Agaricomycetes; Polyporales; Cerrenaceae
Source: the annotation of a GenBank genome assembly
AGGCCAUGUGUAGCAACGAAUCAGUAUCAAUCUUUUGUGAUAUCAUUCUAAUGACUUUUAAACACAUUCAAAGCUCUUUCAAAGGUCAUUUCAAUGUUUAUUGAAUCUGAAUACAAUUCCUGAAAGGCUUGUGACUUGUGACGUGACGGGAGUAGAAGCCCUGCACAGUUGCGGUGAGUUCACGGCAAGGUUCACCGCCUCAAGCUGUGGGAGGUCCACCACCUCGUUUCCAUAAAACUCAAAACGCUUCCCGCUCCUUCACUUCAUUUUGUGUAUCAUACAGUCCUUGACGCACUCGACGCCAGGCGUCCAACUUUCCACUAUCUAUUAUGGGUUGGUUACGACCAGCUACCCCAGGUUUCCUGGUCACGCUCGCAGCAACGAUCCUGCUCGCCCUCGUUACCUUCUCUGCGCCGUUUUUGAAGAGUAUUUACUUCCUCAAGGCAUCGCUAAAUCAGGAGAACAUCGGUGGAAAUAUUGUCUUCGGCACAUUUGGUUAUUGCUUUGAAUUGGGCAAUGGUACAACAUGUUCCAAACCGAGUGUAGGCUAUCAGCUGGACAUCAACGGACUCGUAGGCAACGACUUACCUAUCCAAAUACCUUCUGUCAUCGUCAAAUGGAUAACAUACGCUCUCUUCCUCCAUGCCGUCGCACUCAUACUUGCCGCCAUAUCCGCAGCCUUUGGGCUCCUUGCACAUGUCCGCGAAUUUACAAUGACUUGUUGUAGCACUUGCGUUAGCGGAUUCGCUGCUGCGGUCGCUAUGCUCGCCUUUAUCUUCGACAUUGCUUUCUUCUUCCUUGCUAAAGCUAGGAUUAAUGCUAUCCCUGGCGGCUCAGCAAGCAUUGGCAUAGGCCUUUGGUUAACACUUGCUGCAUGGAUCUGCCUGUUCUUUGCUGGUUGUUUCUAUGGCUUUGGCAGGUGUUGCAUCAGUAGACGGCCGAGGGAUGAGGAUAAGAGGAGGAAUAAGCCUUCAGUAGAGGAUGGAUAUGCCGAACGGGUCCGGAUGGACGCUAUCAAGGCUGAGGCAGAUCGUAAGGCAAGGCAAGCGAAGGGCGAAGUUGGGUUGCCGGCAUUCCAGGAAUACGAGCAUCAACCUUUGACAAAGGGCGAUCCCGAAGAAUACGCUGAUGAUGGACAUCAAGUCCUUCCUUACAACGGACAAGCUGGUAUUGGUGCUGGCACUGCUGCCUAUGCUAGGCAAGGUGCCUCACCACCUGCAAACUCACAGUCCGGUUAUGCUCAGGCUCCAGCGGGUACUCGUGCAGUUGAUGAUUAUUACAAUAGUCGACCUAACCAAGGAAAUAACUCAUACCCACCGCAACCACAUAGGCAAGCGAGCGGACAUACCGUUACUAGCUCUGGAUACACCCCUUCGGUAUACUCUACUACCCCUGCACCUCCGAUACCUACGAUUCCCCCACCUGUUUCCACGGCAGCUGUAGGUGCUGCCGCCGGUGCUGGCUAUUUGUCUGCAGGUGGUCAGUACGGACACGACCAAUACCCGAGCGCUGCAUCUGGUGCUGCGUAUGGGCACACAGCCGGAGGAACAACCUAUCACUCCGCAGCGACUCAUCAACAAUAUCCUUCCGCAUACUCCGCUUACGCUGACCCAUACGGUCAAGCUAACCCAGUCGUCAAUACGGAAACGUACAACAGCACAGGGUACAUGGGUGGUAUGACCAGUCCUCACGCUCAGUCACCUUCCUCCGCGUAUCCCGCAAAUCCACAGUCACCUCCCCCACAAAACGCAUCAUAUUACACUCCCCAAAGACAGAACACAUACCCAGAACGAAGUUACACGCUUGGUGGAGAUGGAUAUGGUUCGAACGUCAUUCCUAACCAUACACAGGGAGAAUACGAUCCCUAUAGCGCGUACUACCCUCAGCAGACUAGCACGCCACCAAUGCCCGCACCUACACCCCCAUCGAUCAAUACAGACGUACAAAGAUCCGGAGGAGUAGCGUCGAGCCCUAGAGGUCCUAGACCACCCAGUGGCACUAUGACAUUGCCGACUGGGAUUCCGGAACAACCGCAGUAUGAGGAUAGUCCACCGAUGUAUGAUGCUGCGACGUCUCAACCGCCUGGUGCGUGGGGAACCAAGCACUGAUAAUGUCCUUUGGGUCUUUGUUUUUGCUAGUGGACAUCAUACUCUUGUUUUUUUUUCGCUUUGUUUUUAUCUCUAUCUGUGAGGACAUUCGAUUGUAAGCAAAAGACGCACUCCACAUAUUUACUUGCAUUCCACUGUCAUUCCUACCACUGUUCGCUUGUAAUCUAAUGGUUUUGUUGUGGAUACCCUCACAUCGUUUUCUACCUUCGAGUC